This is a messenger RNA of Haliotis rufescens (red abalone), 3200 nucleotides long. Its product is annotated as TAR DNA-binding protein 43-like. The record is from RefSeq and is a predicted model, not a curated record. Gene Ontology annotation, molecular function: RNA binding. The coding region runs from base 128 to 1441 and encodes 437 amino acids. Gene Ontology annotation, cellular component: nucleoplasm. The transcript is spliced from 4 exons. NCBI's taxonomy places the organism in Eukaryota, Metazoa, Mollusca, Gastropoda, Lepetellida, Haliotidae. Gene Ontology annotation, biological process: regulation of gene expression.
GGACUUUGCCGAAAUAAAAGCACGCGACGCCAUCUUAGAUUCGUCUUGCGCGGAAGUAUAUGCACUGCAUUAAUUUGUUUCUUUAUUCAUUUCUACACGAGUUCAGAAGCAAGAAGAUCAGGCGAGCAUGAGUCAGUAUAUUCAAGUUACGGAGGAGGAGAACGAGGAACCUAUUGAAAUUCCAAGUGAAGAUGAUGGUACCCUGUUAUUGACGACACUUUCUGCCCAGUUUCCUGGAGCAUGUGGAAUGAAAUAUCGCAAUCCAGAAACCGGCGCUUAUCGUGGUAUCCGCCUUGUAGAUGGGCGCCUGCAUCCACCAGAUGGUUUAUGGGAAUCCCACGUCUACGUUUCGGUGUUUCCAAAAGAAAACAAAAGGAAGGGCGAAGAGGGCCAAGAGAACCCAGCAGCCAAGACAAAGCGAAUCGAGACAUCACCAUGCAGCACAGAUCUCAUUGUCCUUGGUCUGCCAUGGAAGAGUACAGAAGAUGACCUAAAGAAAUAUUUCGCCCAGUUUGGAGAACUGCUUUUGGUGCAGGUUAAGCGAGACAUCAAGACUGGCCAGUCCAAAGGAUUUGGUUUCAUUCGAUUUGUGGAACACUCAGCUCAAGUGAAGUGCAUGUCCCAGCGUCACAUGAUAGAUGGCAGAUGGUGCGAUGUCACCAUACCCAACUCAAAGGAAGGUGCUCAGCAGCUCAUGAACAGGAAAGUCUUUGUGGGGAGAUGUACAGAAAACCUGAGUGCUGAAAACUUGCGAAACUACUUUGGCAAGUUUGGUGAAGUUGUGGACGUCUUCAUUCCGAAGCCUUUCAGAGCCUUUGCUUUCGUAACAUUCGCUAACCCUGAGAUAGCCCAGACCCUCUGUGGUGAAGACCACGUGAUAGAUGGGACCAGUGUCCAUGUCAGCAGUGCUGCCCCCAAGAAUAUGGAUCGCCACGGUGAUCGCAAAGGUGGAGGUGGGGGGUACAACCAAGGUUUCAACCAAGGCUUUGGGAAUCAGGGUGGAUGGAGCCCAGGGCCUCGCCCCUCCCCUUCCCAUCAAAAUAAUAUUGGUAAGCAGAACAGUCAAAACAUGGCUCAAGGGGUUGAUAACCAGGUUGCUAACAACAUUGGAAUGAAUCUUCUAAACAGCGCCAUGAUGGCAGCUGCCCAAGCUGUUUUAAGUGGGCAAGGUCAGUGGGGACCCCUGGGGCUGGCAGGACAGGGAGGUGGUGGGGGCGGGGGUGGGGGUGGAGGUGGAAAUGGGGACACUACCCCGAAUCAGAACAACAGUAAUCAGACCUUUGGGAAUAUUGGUGGGGGUGGAGGACAGGGCGGUGGAAGCAACUUCCUAGGGUGGGGUGGUCCACAUUCUGAUGGGCAAAGCCACAGUCCUGCAAGUCAGGGACAGUAUGGAGGAUGGGGAACUCAUGGCAGUGGGGGGAGGUCAGGGGGGUGGAGCUGAAUGGAGUGAAUGAAUAGUAUAGCAGUGGUCAUUCAGCCUACAAACACCUGCACAGUUCUACAUCCUCAAUUAUAAUUGAAGGUGCUUCUCAAAACUGUCAACCAAACGUCCAGAUUAAUUGUCUGUCAGAAAUUCUAAGUUUGUGCUAUAAUAUCUUUUCGAUGUGGACUAGUUUAAAGAAUAUAUCAGCAAAUGUAUGUUAAGUGACUACUGCUAUGCUGUUGUGUGGUGGGAUGUUGGAAACACAGCAGCUGUGGUGGAAAUGUGGUAGAGAAGCAUGUGUGAGGCAAGCGCUGUGAUGUGGAGGAUGGGCAGUGCACCACAUUGAUAGUGAGGAUGAGUUGGGAGUUUGUAUGAUGCUCUUAUUGAACUUAAGGGGCACUGUCUUCCUGACCUGCAUAUAGAGUAGCAGUGCUGUGUGAGUGGUGGUUAUGAUGAUGCACAUACUGUUGCUGUUGGCUCUCAAGUUUUCUGUUUCAGAUGGGUUUCCAUCUUUGAACUUGUCCCCCCAUUUGUGUUAAUUUGAAGAUCUUGAAUUCUUCCUCUCACUAAAUUGUCAUAUUCUAUUACUUUAGAACAUUUUCUUACCAACCAAUGCAGAUUUCCAGAAAAUCUACAAAUGUUUGCAAAUAAUUUUGUAAAUGGAUAGAAAAUACUAUUUUGUAGUUCCAUUUCCUUGAAAAAUGUAUUGUAACGGAAAUGCCAUUGACAGGGUUCACUCUAGUAAUUUUCUGACAUCGGCCCUUUAUGUGAAAAUUCAAAUAUUCCCACACAUGACCAUACAGCACAAUGUUAAAAUGCCCCUCUGUAUUGAAAAUGUGGGCUUUUUUCUAAUUUAGGGGGUAAAAGCACAAGGCCCCACCCUAGAAUUAUCCCUGCAUUGAUAUUUGUAGUACUAUCAGUUGCUUGUUGUUAUAUGGCCUUUGUAGCCGUUGCAAAUCAUGUUGUGUAUUGUCAGUGAAUUUGAAAGUUUUUGUGUGUGUGUAGCAUGUUUUACUUGCUUGAAGGGAGCUUGGGGAGAGUGAGCUGUGCAAGGAGAGGAUUGGGAGGCAAAGCUUAGUCCUAGACACAGCACAUACAUUGAAAAGCAACAGUCCUACAUCUAGUGGUGAGAGUAGAUCACCAUGUACAUACAGCUUUCUUGCAGACCGCCACCAUCACAGAGUAGCAUAUGUCUCAGUGUAGUCCGUGUUGUUAACUGUCAAGUGUCAUGUCAUUUUAAUGGUCAUAUCAUUCACAAAUGUCACAUCUGCAGGAAUGGACGUUAACAUAGCUAUAUAUACACUUUCAUACUUGUCACAACAUGCAGUAUUCAAAUUGACUAAAUUUGCAUUGUUUAUCAAUCAGCCAUGUUUUGGCUUUGUAACAGUUGAUAAGAAAUUCUCUUUGAACUCAAUUUUUACUCCAUACAGAUUACAGGAGAUUAUUGGGGAAAUAUCAAGUUUGCCUACAUACAUCAUUGAUUGUAUUGCCUAUAUGAUAAGAACAUUUUACCUGAAAAGACCAAUCUGCUUGUUUCACAUUGUGUUUUUGGUAAAAUUUGGUAACAUUGGUCACUGAACUGUGUCAGAAUAUGGUUGAAUGGAAGAUAUUGUCAACCUGGAAUGAGGAAUUUUGAGAGAUGAUGUUUUGCAGGUGAUGAAUGACAUUUCCCAAUAUGAUUGAGUGGAAUGAUAUUUUAGAUAUGUGGAAUGUGUCAAAUACAUUGUUUGAUUUGGUUUGUUUUGAGUGACAAUGCUAUUGAAAGAUAUACACCAUG